CUUGUCUGGAAAACUACCUGGGCAAGGAAGGUGGAGUUGAGGAGGGAUCAAAUAAUUCCCAAAGACCAAGAGAUCUAACCCAGUCGGGAGUUGGAGAAACCCCAAACAGGACUUGGAGAGAAGGUUGUGAAAAUACAGUUUGAGAUUAUUGCUCUCAGGGCUGCUCAACAAAUCAGUUACUCCGGGACUAAUCUUCUCAUCGCCUGAUUCUUAUUGUAAUUUACACCACCACUACCACCACCACCACCACACACCGGUUCCGGAUUAUGGCGUAAGGAGUUUCUUGAAGGUACAACCAAGUUGGAGGGAAGCGGAGCCUCAGUACCCUGGAUUGACAGCUGGAGUUGUCCCGCGCCUGCGCAGCAGCUCGCGCCGUGGAGGACCGACGCCAGGGGGCGCGUUCGCGAUACUUCGCCGCUCUGUCUCCUCGCGCGCUCCACGACUCUCUCAGCCCUCAGCAAGCAGAGAAGGCGGAAGAAAGCGGUCUCAGAAGCUGGGGCUGGGGCUCCCGGCGGCCCGCGGACGCGGCGGCCUUCGGCCCAGGAGAUUGGCGUUCGGGCCGCCUCUCCUUGGAGCGCUGCGACCGUCCUCUGUCGGCGCCUCGGCAGAGCGGAGUUGGACGGCGGGGCUGGAGCCCUGCCUGUCCUGUUUGGCGGCCCAGAGCGCUUGAGCGGACAAUUAAUAAGUUACUAUGAGUCUGUUAAACUGUGAAAACAGCUCUGGGUCCAACCAGUCUGAAAGUAACUGCUGUGCUGCCAUGGCCAACUCCUGCAGCGCUGCAGUCAAAGAUGACAGUGUGAGUGGAAGUGCCAGCACAGGGAAUCUCUCCAGCUCCUUUAUGGAAGAGAUCCAGGGAUAUGAUGUAGAGUUUGACCCACCUCUGGAAAGCAAGUACGAAUGCCCUAUCUGCUUGAUGGCUUUACGGGAAGCAGUUCAAACACCAUGUGGCCAUAGGUUCUGCAAAGCCUGCAUCAUCAAAUCCAUAAGGGAUGCAGGUCACAAGUGUCCAGUUGACAAUGAAAUACUGCUGGAAAAUCAACUCUUUCCUGACAAUUUUGCAAAACGAGAGAUUCUUUCUCUUACGGUAAAGUGUCCAAAUGAAGGUUGUUUGCACAAAAUGGAACUGAGGCAUCUUGAGGAUCAUCAAGCACAUUGUGAUUUUGCUCUUAUGAAUUGUCCCCAAUGCCAGCGUGCCAUCCAAAAAUGCCAAUUUAAUAUUCACAUUCUUAAGGAUUGUCCAAGGAGACAGGUUUCUUGUGUAAACUGUGCUAUGUCCAUGGCAUUUGAAGAUAAAGAGAUCCAUGACCAGAACUGUCCUUUGGCAAACGUCAUCUGUGAAUACUGCAAUACCAUGCUCAUCAGAGAACAGAUGCCUAAUCAUUAUGAUCUAGAUUGUCCAACGGCCCCAAUUCCGUGUACUUUCAGUACUUUUGGUUGCCAUGAAAAGAUGCAGAGGAAUCACUUGGCCCGCCACCUGCAAGAGAAUACCCAGUUACACAUGAGAAUGUUGGCCCAGGCUGUUCACAGUUUAAACCUUGCUUUUGAUGCUGCCUCUCCCUCCCAGAUGCCUUCUGGGUAUCGCCCAGAGAUUGAAAAUUUCCAGGAAAUCAUUCAACAGUUGGAGGGUCGCCUUGUAAGACAGGACCAUCAAAUCCGGGAGCUGACCGCUAAAAUGGAAACUCAGAGUAUGUAUGUAAGUGAGCUCAAACGAACAAUUCGAACCCUUGAGGACAAAGUCGCUGAAAUUGAAGCACAACAGUGCAAUGGGAUUUAUAUUUGGAAGAUUGGUAACUUUGGGAUGCACUUGAAAUCACAAGAAGAGGAGAAACCUGUGGUCAUUCAUAGUCCUGGAUUCUACACAGGCAAACCUGGAUAUAAACUGUGUAUGCGCCUGCACCUUCAGUUACCAACUGCUCAGCGGUGUGCAAACUACAUCUCACUCUUUGUGCACACAAUGCAAGGAGAGUAUGACAGCCACCUCCCUUGGCCCUUCCAAGGUACAAUACGUCUUACAAUUCUUGAUCAGUCUGAAGCACCUGUAAGGCAGAAUCAUGAAGAAAUAAUGGAUGCCAAACCAGAGCUGCUUGCUUUCCAGCGGCCCACAAUCCCCAGGAACCCAAAAGGUUUUGGCUAUGUAACUUUUAUGCACCUGGAAGCCCUAAGACAAAGAACCUUCAUUAAGGAUGAUACGUUAUUAGUGCGUUGUGAAGUCUCUACCCGCUUUGACAUGGGUGGACUUCGGAAGGAGGGUUUUCAGGCACGAAGUACAGAUGCAGGGGUGUAGCAUCCCACUCAUUUGUUUGAAAACACAAACUUUAUGGAAAAGACAGUGCCUUUCCUUGCCUUGUUCUCAAUAAUAUGCAAACAAAAAUGGAGCAGGAAAGAUAUAAUACCCACCAGUGAAUGUUGUUAGGUCGCUUCCCACUUCCUGUUACAAAUAUCUGAGGCAGUUUUUUCUUAGGGAUCUAGACCUUCCAUGCUUUUUCAGAGAUGUUAUAUCUGAAGUGCCUGUGGCAUGCAGCAGCUGUUUUGUCAAUGAGUAUACCUCUUUGUUGUACUUUCAUGGGCAUUUACUCCAGUGUCUUAUUGUUACCAAGCCCAGAGUUAAGUGUGAAAGCUCAAACCUUUAAUAAUAAUGAACUUUACUUUAAAACUUCAGCUUAUUUUUAUAUUAUUGUAUAUAAUAUAUUAAAUGUGAGAAUCACUACUGCCUUAUGCUAGUGUCAGUAUGAAGAGUUAUUGCACUAGAAAGUGAAGUUCUCAUUUUAUUUGACCUCCUACAGAUUUCAGGGGAUCUGAAGCAUAAUCCUUGGAAAGCUUAAGUUCUCAUGUUAACUAAGGAUAUUCAGGGACUAGUUUUACCCUGACUAUAACCUUACUUUUUUAGUAUAAACAUGUCAUCAGUUGAAUAAAACCUGUUGAAGUGUUUAAUUCUACCUUGCUUAUGUAUUUCCUUAUGACCACAAAGUGUCACUCCUCCGGAUUUUAUUCUGAGAACCAUAUGGAUACCAACUGCUCAGUUUUAAAAUAUCUAACCCUUUUAGCCUGUUCAGUUCAAAGUGAAGGCAAUGCCCUGCACAUGGCUUCUGUGGUUUGUAUACACAAAAACACCCAGCAUAAGUAAAAGUGAUUCAGUUAGUCAACCAUUAUGACAGUUCAGAUUGGUGGUGACAAAAGCUAUAUGAGCCAGAAAUAUUCAGCCCUUUUUAAUGCCUUCUGGUUUCAUUUAAUUAAAUGGAAUGUAAUUGACUUCCUACCAAAAUAAAAAAUUAAAAAAAAAUUUUAAACAGAAGAUUGUAGGAGGUACAUGAGCAGUCACUAAACCAGGGUUGGAAGUCAUAAUGGUUAUGUCACAAGUUAGCUUGAGUCCAAAAGUCCACUGCAAGUUUUGAGGGGGCAUCCUAUGGAAUGUGUUAAAGUGACUAAUUAUUCCUAAUAGGAAGAGGUGAUUUUUGUACUAUUGUAUAUUUCUUAUAAAAGUACCCAUAUAAAAAUUGGAAUCUAGUUCUCAGGGAGCCCUAAAACUAGUAUGAGUGCUUAUAAAGAAUCUAAGACAAUCCAUCCACUGCUGUUUACACAAGAUUAAAGUUUCUGGUAAGGAGAGAUGAUGGUAUUGUGUGUCUCACGAAGUCAGAUCAGACCCCCCCGGCCAGCAUUCAAGAUCUGUUUUAAUUUCAAAAGGAAGAGAAACCUUGUCUUUGGAGAGGAGUCUGGUUUUCAGUUCAAAAAAAAAAAAAAAAACCAGAGCAAGUGUCACUGUGACCUUUCUCUAUGUUUUUGUCAACCCUCUCUCCCCACC
Molecule: messenger RNA, 3799 nt
Organism: Sciurus carolinensis (gray squirrel)
Lineage: Eukaryota; Metazoa; Chordata; Mammalia; Rodentia; Sciuridae
Gene: Traf6
Product: TNF receptor associated factor 6
Exons: 7
Coding region: 692-2284 (530 amino acids)
Biological process (GO): tumor necrosis factor-mediated signaling pathway; protein K63-linked ubiquitination; regulation of canonical NF-kappaB signal transduction
Cellular component (GO): plasma membrane signaling receptor complex
Molecular function (GO): tumor necrosis factor receptor binding; zinc ion binding; ubiquitin protein ligase activity
Source: RefSeq, a predicted model, not a curated record